AUGAAACUGGGAGCAGGCCAGGACACGUACGGCGCCGGAGGCGACUCUGGCCGCGGCGGAUCAGCUAUGACAAUCUCGUCCGUCAUGGCUGACAUCAAGGAGAAGUUUAAGAACGACGAGGAGGACCAAGUGUCGCCAUUCCAGGGACUGGACAAGGCUACGGUGCUACAGGAGACCAAGAUCUUCUCGGAUGCCAACACAGUGACUCGCCACCCCAAGAAAUGCUGCCAGCUGAUCACCAAGCUGCUGCACAUUCUUACACAGGGGGAGCCCUUCACUAGCGCAGAGACCACCGCUGUUUUCUUCGGCGUCACCAAGCUGUUUCAAUCCAAAGAUGCCAAUCUGCGUCGUAUGAUGUAUCUGUUUAUCAAGGAAGUGGCCGAGGCCACUGCGGCCGACGAGGUGAUCAUUGUGACUCAGAGUUUGACCAAGGACAUGAGCUCCGACGUGGAUCUGUACCGUGCCAACGCUAUCCGAGUGCUCUGUCGUAUCAUUGAUGGCUCCAUGUUGAACGCAAUUGAGCGCUACAUCAAGCAGGCCAUUGUGGACCGCAACGCUCUUGUGGCUAGUUCAGCUUUAGUGUCUGGUAUUCACCUGAUCAAGAACAACCCGGACAUCGUGCGACGCUGGGUGAACGAGGUGCAGGAGGCCGCUAACUCCACGCACGACAUGGUGCAGUAUCACGGCGUCUCGCUCCUGUAUCAGAUCCGACAGCACGACAAGCUCGCUGUGUCCAAGUUCAUCACGCAGCUCCAGAAGACCAACCUGCGUUCCAGCCUUGCUACUUGCUUGCUCAUCCGCUAUACGGCGGCUCUGUUGCGAGAAAACGCGAACGGUCAAGACGCCGCUCCACUUUAUGCCUUCUUGCAGAAGAUGCUGCGUCAGAAGAACGAGAUGGUUAUCUAUGAGGCUGCCAAGGCUCUAUGCGCACUGCCAGUGGACGCGCGUGACCUGACGCAGGCAAUUGUCGUGCUGCAGCUGUUCCUGGGCUCGUCAAAGCCUACUCUGCGCUUCGCUGCGGUGCGCACUCUCAGUCAGGUGGCACUUACCCAACCCAUGCUUGUGACGCGCUGCAACGAAGACAUGGAGGCGCUUAUCACGGACUCCAAUCGAUCUAUUGCGACUCUGGCCAUCACUACGCUGUUGAAGACUGGUGCCGAGUCCAGCGUCGACCGUUUGAUGAAGCAGAUCUCCACGUUCAUGGGCGACAUUGCCGACGAGUUCAAGAUCGUCGUUGUGGAGGCUAUUAAGAGCUUGUGCUUGAAGUAUCCUCAGAAGCACCGGGUGUUGCUUAAUUUUCUGGCCAACUUCCUCCGUGAGGAGGGUGGAUACGAGUUCAAGAAGACGAUUACGGACGCUAUUCUGUUCUUGAUCGACCGUAUCCAGGAGUGCAAGGAGACUGCGCUGCUUCAUUUGUGCGAGUUCAUCGAGGACUGCGAGUUCACUCAGUUAUCCACCAAGAUUCUACGAGUACUGGGUCAGAAGGGACCGACCACGUCUGCACCGGCGCGGUACAUUCGUUUCAUCCGUAACCGUGUUAUUCUGGAGAAUGCACCGGUACGCGCUUCGGCCGUUUCGGCCCUUGCUCAGUUUGCUAUUCGCGUUGCAUCGCUCCGCGUCAGCGUGUCCUCGCUGCUGCAGUGCUGUAAACUUGAUGACGAUGAUGAAGUUCGCGACCGUGCUACCAUGUAUCUCGCCCUUCUGGAGGGCGAUGAGGUCACUAGCCGUACGCUUCUUGUGGAGGACUUCCCCAUGAGUGUAGCGGCACUGCAGAAGUCGAUUGACCAGUAUGAACUGCGCCCCGCUGAAGGUCCGCUUACUUUCGAGGCCCUUCCGCACGUUGAAGUGGUCGAGGACGUCGUCGAAGCUAACGUAGACGACGCCGAAGCUGACAAUGAUCCGAUGCAAGCGGACGCUGCGCCGGAGCCGCAGGACGUUGCUAAGGAACUGUACACGAUUCCGGAGUUCGCCGAGCUUGGCACACUCUUCCGUUCGUCCAAGCGCCUGGAGCUAACGGAGGCCGAAACUGAAUAUGUCGUUAGCUGCACGAAGCACGUGUUCGCGAAGCACAUUGUGCUCCAGUUUAAGGUGCUUAACACUGUGAGCGACCAGCUUCUCACGAAUGUGAACGUUGGAUUCGUGAUGGAACCAGAGGAAGUGUGGCAGGUACACUCGGUUGUUCCGCUGGAUAAGUUGGCCUACGGGAAGACCGGCUCGUGUUACGUGUGCUUGCAGUACACUGGCGAUGGUGUCUACCCCAUCGUUCAGCUUGCUAAUGUGGAGUUGAAGUUCAAGGUACACGAGGUGAACCCGUCGUCCGGUGAAGUCGAAGACGACGGCUUUGACGAGGAGUACCCGAUGGAGGAAAUCGAGAUUGGCUCGUCGGACCUGAUGGCCAAGGUUCCCGUCAACGACUUCCGUUCGGCUUGGGAGCACAUUGGCGACGGUGCCGAGGUUAAGGGCAGCUAUGGUCUGAAGUACAAGAGCCUCGUGGAGGGCGUGGCCGCUGUUAUUGAGAACCUCGGCAUGCAGCCCUGCGAGAACACGGCUGUGCCGCAGCCAAAGGCGAAGGCGCACAUUCUCCUGUUGUCCGGUGUGUUUGUCGGUGGUGUCAAGGCACUGGUGAAGUCGAGAAUAUCGUUCGAUGAGCAGAGCGGCAGCAUGAUUCUGCAGAUGGGCGUGCGUUCGGAGGCGGAAGAAAUCAGUCAGACCAUCAUGGACUGCAUUAGAUAAGAAGCCUGCGUUCGUCGUCCGGAUGUUCGGCAGUCGUGUCCAUCAGGCAAUUGAAAUACAACGUGGAAUAUGUACAGCUCUUGGAGAGGAACAUAAGCGAACGUUGGAAUUUGAGGAACGUGAGGAACGGAGGAGCACAAUUAGCGAGAUGCUUACGAGCUAUACUUUCUCUCAAAACACAAUGGACAUUGUUUGUGAUUGAA
Messenger RNA from Phytophthora infestans T30-4, 2936 nucleotides. RefSeq names its product coatomer subunit gamma, putative. Gene Ontology annotation, cellular component: COPI vesicle coat; endoplasmic reticulum-Golgi intermediate compartment; Golgi membrane. Gene Ontology annotation, molecular function: structural molecule activity. The coding region runs from base 1 to 2733 and encodes 910 amino acids. The transcript is spliced from 10 exons. Gene Ontology annotation, biological process: intra-Golgi vesicle-mediated transport; protein secretion; endoplasmic reticulum to Golgi vesicle-mediated transport. The record is from RefSeq and is a predicted model, not a curated record. Lineage: Eukaryota; Oomycota; Peronosporomycetes; Peronosporales; Peronosporaceae.